This is a messenger RNA of Lodderomyces orthopsilosis Co 90-125, 429 nucleotides long. RefSeq lists its product as uncharacterized. Gene Ontology annotation, cellular component: BLOC-1 complex. Bases 1 to 429 code for a protein of 142 amino acids. The record is from RefSeq and is a predicted model, not a curated record. Gene Ontology annotation, biological process: endosome organization. The transcript has a single exon. NCBI's taxonomy places the organism in Eukaryota, Fungi, Ascomycota, Pichiomycetes, Serinales, Debaryomycetaceae.
AUGCAGACCUCGAAUGCGCAUGAUAUGGAAAGUGAAGUGACGCCAGACGCAAAUGCUUCUAGCAAACAACCAGUAACCUCAACAACACCAGAAAGCUCGUCCAGAGUGCCAGUACAGGAGGCUGAUCCACUAGAACUACACAAGUUGUCUUUAAGCUAUGACUACUUGAUGUUCAAAAUCAAGGACUACAUAAAGACAUUGACUGACCAAACUUAUGAAUCUGUGCUUCAGAAACAAGAUCAUAUUAACCAUGAUUAUUUUGAGAACCAAUUGAAUCUACCAAUACAAUACGAAGAAAUUGACAAGUUACUCAAAACUUGCAAUGAACUAGAACAGGAGUUUAUGAAAAUUGACCAGCUUGAGAUGUUUGCGCAUGAUUUCAAGCAAAGACUUGAUGCGAUAGAGAAAGGAUUUGGUAAAAAGUCGUAG